Messenger RNA from Acomys russatus (golden spiny mouse), 2375 nucleotides. RefSeq names its product fatty acid desaturase 1 (gene Fads1). The transcript has 12 exons. NCBI's taxonomy places the organism in Eukaryota, Metazoa, Chordata, Mammalia, Rodentia, Muridae. Bases 124 to 1467 code for a protein of 447 amino acids. The record is from RefSeq and is a predicted model, not a curated record. Gene Ontology annotation, biological process: lipid metabolic process. Gene Ontology annotation, molecular function: oxidoreductase activity, acting on paired donors, with oxidation of a pair of donors resulting in the reduction of molecular oxygen to two molecules of water. Gene Ontology annotation, cellular component: membrane.
GGCGGUCUCCGGGCGCGCGCUCGCUGCAGCUCCACGCUCCCCUAGUUUGCGAGGCCGGCGUGCGCUGCCCCGAGGCCCCGAGCGCGCGCCUCCGGGGCUCCGACUUCCCUGGUCAGGUCCGCUAUGGCUCCCGACCCGGUGCCAACCCCGGUCCCGGCCUCCUCUCAGCUACGCCAAACGCGCUACUUUACUUGGGAGGAGGUGGCGCAGCGCUCCGGGCGGGAGAAGGAGCGAUGGCUCGUGAUCGACCGGAAGGUGUACAACAUCAGCGACUUCAGCCGCCGCCACCCGGGGGGUUCCCGGGUUAUCAGCCACUACUCGGGUCAGGAUGCCACGGAUCCCUUUGUGGCUUUCCACAUCAACAAGGGCCUUGUGAGAAAGUAUAUGAACUCUCUUCUGAUUGGAGAGCUGGCUCCGGAGCAGCCCAGCUUUGAACCCACCAAGAAUAAAGCCUUAACUGAUGAAUUCCGGGAGCUGCGGGCCACAGUGGAACGGAUGGGCCUCAUGAAGGCCAACCACCUCUUCUUCCUGUUCUACCUGCUCCACAUCCUGCUGCUGGACAUGGCUGCCUGGCUCACUCUUUGGGUCUUCGGGACAUCCUUGGUGCCCUUCUGCCUCUGCGCACUGCUGCUCAGUACAGUUCAGGCCCAGGCGGGCUGGCUACAGCAUGACUUUGGGCACCUGUCAGUCUUCGGCACCUCUACCUGGAACCACCUGCUGCAUCAUUUCGUGAUUGGCCACCUGAAGGGGGCUCCCGCCAGCUGGUGGAACCAUUUGCACUUCCAGCACCACGCUAAGCCCAACUGUUUCCGCAAAGAUCCCGAUAUCAACAUGCACCCCCUCUUCUUCGCCCUGGGGAAGGUCCUUUCUGUGGAGCUUGGGAAACAAAAGAAGAAGCACAUGCCGUACAACCAUCAGCACAAGUACUUCUUCCUGAUUGGACCCCCAGCCUUGCUGCCUCUCUAUUUCCAGUGGUAUAUUUUCUAUUUUGUUGUUCAGCGGAAGAAAUGGGUGGACUUAGCCUGGAUGCUCAGCUUCUAUGCCCGAGUCUACUUCACUUACGUGCCCCUGCUGGGGCUGAAAGGCUUCCUGGGUCUUUUCUUCAUUGUCAGGUUCCUGGAGAGCAACUGGUUUGUGUGGGUGACACAGAUGAACCAUAUCCCCAUGCACAUCGAUCAUGACCGGAAUGUGGACUGGGUCUCCACUCAGCUACAGGCGACCUGCAACGUUCAUCAGUCAGCCUUCAACGACUGGUUCAGUGGCCACCUCAACUUCCAGAUUGAACACCACCUCUUCCCCACCAUGCCCCGACACAACUACCACAAAGUGGCACCCCUGGUGCAAUCCCUGUGUGCCAAGUACGGCAUCAAGUAUGAGUCCAAGCCCCUGUUCUCAGCCUUCGCCGACAUUGUUUACUCACUGAAGGAGUCAGGGCAGCUCUGGCUGGAUGCCUACCUUCACCAAUAACAGCAGCUGCCCUCCAUCUGUGGGAGGAAAAGGACAACUGGAGCCAAAGCAGGGGAAGGUUGAGGGACAAUGCCACUAUGAGCCAGAUGUUUAAAGGGUUAGGAAACAUAGAUGUUUGUGCUCACACCUGCCCCUUUGCCUUCUAGGUACCAAACUGGAGGGAAGGGUGAACUGUUGGGGUAGGAAUGCAAAGCUGUUUUGUUGUUUCUUCUACUUUGGCAGAGGCAAAUGGUGAGCCCUAGGGAGCCCAGCAUGAAGUAGGAAGCCCCCCCCCACUAGAUAUCCCCCACUUGUAAACAGUGAGCCCAUCUCACUGGGCUAUCUGACUCUCCACCCUCCUUGUUAGUCUCUGAGGGCGUGUGACCCCUUUGAACAAGAUUUAGAAAGGGAGCAUUCAUGCAUAGAAUCCUGAGGCCUGGCACAGCUUCCUGCCCAGGAGUUCAGCUUGCUGCCGAGGGCUGGGUGUGACCUAUGUCUGCCUCCGGCUGCUGCGAGAAGCUAUUUUUCAGUUUCAGAAGCAGGCAGGGCAAAGGCCAGGACUGUGGUUUGGGAGGCAUUUGGCCCUGGAGGAUGCUGGCACACAUACUUCUCAUCUCCCAUUCCAUCCAGGUUCCUGAGAAAGCAUUAGAUUCUAGGUCUUGACAAAAUGGAUGGCAGAGUUACUGGCCUGUAACUGUUGGUCCACUUCUUCUCAUCAGUCCCCAAGGAAUAGACAAGGAAUGAGGUCUUUCCUCCUACUGAACCAUGAGGCUCCUGUAGGUUCCUUUUGCCUGUAAUUGUAAGUUCAACAAAACAGCAGAGACAGGUGUCUGUCAGUGUGUCAGGGAUCCAAGAGAUGCAGAGUCCCUUUUCCCUAUGUCAUGUAUAUGACAUUGUAUAACAUGGUUCCACUUGCUACAAAUAGGAAG